Messenger RNA from Zasmidium cellare ATCC 36951, 654 nucleotides. RefSeq lists its product as uncharacterized. Gene Ontology annotation, molecular function: glutathione transferase activity; glutathione binding. The record is from RefSeq and is a predicted model, not a curated record. The transcript is spliced from 2 exons. Gene Ontology annotation, cellular component: cytoplasm. NCBI's taxonomy places the organism in Eukaryota, Fungi, Ascomycota, Dothideomycetes, Mycosphaerellales, Mycosphaerellaceae. The coding region runs from base 1 to 654 and encodes 217 amino acids.
AUGCCAGCCUUCAAGUUAUAUGGACACCAUGGCUCGACCAACACUGAACGAGUUCUGUUGACGUUACUCGAAGGAGGCUUCACCGACUAUGAAUUCGUUCCAAUCGAUCUGCGGACUGGAGAGCACAAGUCGCCCGAACACAUCGCCCGCCACCCUAUGGGCAAAGUCCCGGCCAUAACCUUCCCAGACGGCUUUACUCUCGCCGAAAGUCGACCAAUCUGCAAAUACCUCGCUCGGAAGUACUCCUUCCCCCUGAUCCCACCAGCUUCCAACCUCGAAGCCACAGCACUCUUCGAACAAGCCGAAUGCUUCGAGACGAUUUACUUCGGCGAGCCCGCUGGCAAAAUCGGCUUCGAGAAGUUCGCCAAGAAGUUCAUCGGUAUCCCGACUGACGAAGCUGUUGUUGCAAACGCUGAGAAGGAGUUGGGUGCGUAUCUAGAUGUUGCGAGUGGGCUUCUGCAGAAACAGGGGUAUUUUGGUGGGGAGGAGUUUGGUCUGAUCGACAUAUAUUACAUUCCACUUCUUCAGAGGGUAUCCUUGUGUGGGUAUGGAGACUUGAUUGAGAACAGGCCGGCUGUGAAGGCUUGGUGGGAACGCUGUACCAGUCGUCCAGCCGUGCAGCAGUUUCUGAAGGAGUCGACGUUCAAACCUUGA